Pteropus alecto (black flying fox) is the source of this 1987-nucleotide messenger RNA. RefSeq names its product G protein nucleolar 3 (gene GNL3). Bases 142 to 1788 code for a protein of 548 amino acids. Lineage: Eukaryota; Metazoa; Chordata; Mammalia; Chiroptera; Pteropodidae. Gene Ontology annotation, molecular function: GTP binding. The transcript has 15 exons. Gene Ontology annotation, cellular component: nucleolus. The record is from RefSeq and is a predicted model, not a curated record.
CGCACGCGGACCGGAUGCAGCGCGCUUUACGGCGGCAGCGUGAGUGCGUGACGCUCGCCGGUGUUCUCAUUUCGCACGUGGCACCGGCGGGGGCACUUGGUAGACCGUAUCGUUGCCGUUACUGCGGUUCCCACCUCCAGAAUGAAGCGACCGAAGUUAAAGAAAGCAAGUAAACGCAUGACCUGCCAUAAACGGUAUAAGAUCCAAAAAAAGGUACGAGAGCACCAUCGAAAAUUGAGGAAGGAGGCUAAGAAACGGGGUCGCAAGAAGCCUAGGAAGGAUCCAGGAGUUCCAAACAGUGCUCCCUUUAAGGAGGCUCUUCUUCGAGAAGCUGAGUUAAGGAAACAGCGACUUGAAGAACUAAAACAGCAGCAGAAACUUGACAGGCAGAAGGAACAGGAAAAGAAAAGAAAACUUGAAACCAACCCUAGCGUUGAACCACCUAAUAUGGAACCUGUGAAGAAGGAAUUUGGGCAAUGCAACGCUAAGAACAAAGCAAAGUUGGGCAAACAGAAUCCAAAGAAGUUGUAUUGUCAGGAACUUAAAAAGGUGAUCGAAGCUUCAGAUGUUGUGCUGGAAGUAUUGGAUGCCAGAGAUCCACUUGGUUGCAGGUGUCCACAGAUGGAAGAGGCCAUCGUCAAAAGUGGACAGAAAAAACUAGUACUUGUAUUAAAUAAAUCAGACUUGGUACCAAAGGAGAAUUUGGAGAACUGGCUAAAUUAUUUGAAGAAGGAAUUUCCAACAGUGGUGUUUAGAGCCUCAAUAAAUCGGAAGGACAAAGGGAAGAUAACCAAGGUAAGGAGAAAAGCUGCUCCAUUCAAAAGUGAAGCCUGUGUUGGGAAGGAAGGUCUUUGGAAACUUCUUGGAGGUUUUCAGGAGACUUUUGGCAAAGCUCUUCAGGUUGGAGUAGUUGGUUUCCCAAAUGUGGGGAAAAGCAGCAUCAUCAACAGCUUAAAACAAGAACGGAUAUGUAAUGUCGGUGUAUCCAUGGGGCUUACAAGGAACAUGCAGGUUGUCCCCCUGGACAAACAAAUUACAAUCAUAGAUGGUCCAAGUUUCAUUGUGUCUCCACUUAACUCUCCCACUGCACUUGCUCUGAGAAGUCCAGCAAGUAUUGAAGUACUAAAACCAGUGGAGGCUGCCAGUGCCAUCUUGUCCCAGGCUGAUGCUCGACAGGUAGUAUUAAAAUUCACUGUCCCAGACUUUAAGAAUUCUCUGGAAUUUUUUACUUUGCUUGCUCAGAGAAGAGGACUGCACCAAAAAGGUGGAAGCCCAAAUGUAGAAGGUGCUGCCAAACUACUGUGGUCUGAAUGGACAGGUGGCUCCUUAGGUUAUUAUUGCCACCCCCCUACAUCCUGGACUCUUUCUCCACAUCUUAAUGAGAGCAUUAUGACAGACAUGAAAUGGGGCUUUAAUCUAGAAGAACUGGAAAAGAACAAUGCACACAGCAUACAAGCCAUCAGGGGCCCUCGUUUAGCCAGUAGCAUCCUUUUCCAGUCUUCAGGGAUGACAAAUGGAAUAAUAGAGGAAAAGGACAUACCUGAAGAAUUGCCAAAACAGAAAGAGAGGAAGAAGGAAGAGGAGGAGGACUAUGAAAACAUGGACAGUGACCAGGAAAGUGUUAAUGAAGAAGCUGAUGAAGAAGGCUCAGACAUGACACCUGUCAAAGAGGCCUGGGAGGUACUACUACCUGAGGAGUCUCAAGCAGAUGAACAGUUUGCACAAUGUUGUAUUUUGGAUAGAAUGACUGAAGAUGAUGCUUACGACUUCAGUACAGACUAUGUAUAACAACUUUGUCCUCUUAUAAGGGUUUUUUUCUUUAACAUUUUGAACAGACUCCUAAGCUGUUCUAUGUAUAAUGUACUAGCGUUUGUAGUAUGACAUAAGCUGUGUAAAUUUUGUAAAUGUGUAUCAUGAAAUUCAUUUUAAAAAAAUCAAGCAAUGUAGAAAGUAUCUGAAUUCCAUAAAGACACAUCUUAUACAGUAA